AUGGCUGAGCCGAUAGUCCAGCCAGACUCCCCCCUGGCCGCCUACCUCGCAUCUGUCGACGCCAUGCCCCUCAGCCUGCUCACCACCAUCCUCAGCAAACUACGGAGCUUCCUCAGCCUCAGCCUCACCCAGGCCUCCAGCCAGACUUCUACGACGCCCACCACACCCCCCCCAGACAUAUCCACCCUGCUCAUCCUCAUCGGAUACCACCUCUCCCCCCGCUGGGCACUCUGCUCGGCCCCCCUCAUCGCACUCGCCCUCUGCCGCCCCAGAACCCACCUCCGACACAUCCCCCACCGCAACCCACGCACCCGCCAGCUCCACAUCCAGGCCGCCAUCAUCCCCGAGAUCGCCAAGCUCGUCAACACCAGCCAGGCCCUCGACCUGCGCGUCAGCCGGGCCAUCGGCGCCGUCAAGGAAAUCGAAUGCGUCGCACUCGGCCUGCGUCUAUCAAACCCCAUGCCCCCCGUCUCCCGCCUCGAAACCGCUGCCUUCCCCUUCGCCGGCCCCUCCGCCGACCCAGCCCCAGAAGACAGCCUGCACGCCCUAGGCCUCCGCAAAGUCCUCCAGCGCGUCCUCGACCAGGCCCGCCACCAGUUCGAGAACACCGCCGCCGAGCUCGAAGCCGUCAUCCUCAGCCACAUCCACAACCCCUCCCCCACAAGCCCCUCCUCCAACCCCUCAACCGUCUCCCCCGCCGCCUCCUCCUCCUCCUCCUCCUCCUCCGCAUCCUCCUCCACCCUGGCCGCCCUCAUGGAAAUGUACGGCUGCUCCCGGCUCGACCCCCAAACCCUCAGGGGCUCGACCAACGAGCGCGCCCGCCGACAGGCCUGGCGCGCCAGCCUCCACUCGCGCAUCCACGACAGCGCACCCCUUCUCUCGCCCGUCGCCGCCUCGAACGACCCCUUCCAGCUCGUCUCCACGCCCCCCAGCGCCAAGCGCCUCUCGCUCCAGCAAACCCCGCUCUCGCCCAGCCCGAGCCCCUCGGCCUUGGAGCACCAUCUCGAGGCGCGCAGGCUGCUCGCGGCCCGCAAGCCGCGCUGCCGGAGCAGCUUCGGCACGCCCUCCCACUCCCACGAGUACCACCAGCUCAGAUCCAUCGACGCCAGCAGCAGCAGUCCGACGGAGCACUCCGCCCACCGCCGCUCCCCGCGCCCGGUCUCCUUCCACGCCGCCUCCCACUCGCCCACGCCUGCUGGCCCGGCCACCGCCCCCGACGGCCGCCGGGCCUCGCUGCUCAUCCCUGUCGGCCGCUCUCCGAAGCCGAGGCCCAGCUCGAUGUCCGCCACCUCCUCCUUCCGCACCCUCGCCUCCUCGAGCCCGAUCAGCCAUGCGCGCCGCUCGCCGGACCUCUACCCGGAGAUCCAUCUGCCCAGCAGCCCGCCGACGGCCACCGGCUCCGAGGAGCCCAGCUCGCCCCUCGUCGACCGAGUCGUCCCCUUCUCCCUCCUGGCGCUCCAGAACAGCUUCGAGCGCAUGCACGUCUCCCGAAAACGUCUCAUGUGCUGUCUCCUCGCACUCGACUUCACCCUCUUCACCCCACACACCCUGCCCAUGUGGCAAGACACGCUCGAGACCGUCCAGGGCCUGCUCAAGACCGUCGACGCCCUCGCCGGCGAGCUGACCGCGGGGAUGUCGGUCGAGUUCGGCCCGGGCUCCUUCGACACCGCCUCGCCCGACCACCGGCCGGCCACCCGGGACGACCCGAGCCACGCCCGUCGCAGGGACUCCCGCAAGCUGCAGGAACGCGGGCAGGAGGAGGAUAGCGGCGGGUCGUGGGAAGGGCUGCGCGACUUCGGCCCGCCGAUGGCCGAGGCGGACAAGAAGACGCGCAGACAGAGCGAGCUGAUGGGGCAGAUGCAGGCCAUGGACCUCGCCCUCCGGACGAUCGCGGCGAAGAUGAAGGUGUGUGUGGAGGCGCUGGGCAAGGAGGGUCCGCGGGCGGUCGGGGUGCACGAGUCGAUCCGGGGGGACCUGGAGCUUCUUGCGCGCGAAUGGGACGCCAGUCGGGCCAAGAUCCGGCUGCUCGUCGACGGCGACACUCCGCCCCCCGCUGCCGCCUCGGCCCGUCGGUCCCGGCUCAGACCGCACUCGCUCGACAGCAGUCUCAGCAUCGAGUCGUCCGGCCCCGCCUCGUCGAUCUCCUCCAGCGAGGCCCUCACGCCCGUCGGCGAGCACGCCCCGCCCGCGCUCUACGCCUCCAAAGCCGACGACAACGACGAGGAGGAGGAGGAGGACGAGGGCGCGCCGCUGUUGCGCACGGGGCCCCGGGCCUCCAUGGCGCCCCCGCCGGGCCUCGAGGCCAUCCUUGCGGGCGCCCUCCCCGCCGCCGUCGCCACGCCUCCGCGUCGGAGCCCCGACACCCCCCCGGCGCCGCCGACGAGGACGCUCAAGUUGUCCGCCGCCGAGCUGGCCGAACUCACCCGGUGCAGACGCCGCGAAUCCGCCGCCUUCGCCCCCCGCCCCGCCUCCCUCAUCGCCCUCCAUCCCCCCGCCAUCCCCGCCACCCCCCCGCCCGCCGUGGUGACCGAACUCAAGGACGUCCUCCUCGCGCUCAAGACCCGCAGGUCGUCCACCAUCGACUCGCUCUAG
Messenger RNA from Puccinia triticina, 2592 nucleotides. RefSeq lists its product as uncharacterized. Gene Ontology annotation, molecular function: myosin binding. The record is from RefSeq and is a predicted model, not a curated record. NCBI's taxonomy places the organism in Eukaryota, Fungi, Basidiomycota, Pucciniomycetes, Pucciniales, Pucciniaceae. The transcript has 4 exons. The coding region runs from base 1 to 2592 and encodes 863 amino acids.